Messenger RNA from Eucalyptus grandis, 2178 nucleotides. RefSeq names its product proline transporter 2. The coding region runs from base 668 to 1999 and encodes 443 amino acids. The record is from RefSeq and is a predicted model, not a curated record. Gene Ontology annotation, cellular component: plasma membrane. Lineage: Eukaryota; Viridiplantae; Streptophyta; Magnoliopsida; Myrtales; Myrtaceae. The transcript is spliced from 7 exons.
AUGCUCGAUUCCCGUUGGCAGACCUGAGACAUUCUCCUGCAAGGUGCGCGCAGAGCAUCCGGACGCUCCGCACGACGUGGCGCCCGAUCGCCCGUCAGAUCGCGAGGAUCGACCGGACCCGCUCCCCGCAUCGGCCUCGGAAAACCCGAAAAGCCAACCCCCGCCGUGAACCUGCGAGCACCACCGAAACGGUCAGUGGUCCCCACGUAGCUAUCCUUGUUACCGACACGGAAAAUUCAGGAGCUCUCUGUGAACCAAUCUCCCGACACACCGCUUUUGUUUUUCGGUAGUGGGCACGAUUCUUUCCCUCUCUUUCUCUCCCUGUCUCUCUCUUUGUUUCUCUGUGUGAUGGGAUACCAUGCAUGAUGCAGGGUGCGACGGAGAGCGAAAGACUCGAGAGGGGGUCGCUUUUUGAAUCUGAGGAUGAUGUUUUAAUUUUCUCGGAUUCUCAUUGGGCAACUUUUUUAUUUUGGGCUGGGUUUCUCUUUUUUGGAGGGGUGGGAUUUUUUUCGCUGGCUGUGAUUAAUUCUCGCUUUAAAUACGGGAGUGGGGGUAGCCGGGGCUGGAUACGCUGGCUCUGUCGACGAGAACCGGCAUUUUGGAGGAGGCGGAGGAACAGCUCCUGGAAAGCGGUGGUGAAGUUGGCGAGGAAGGAGGGGAAGAGCAAAUGACGAUGGAGGCAGGCGGCGAGGUGGGUUCGAGGAAGGCCGAUGGCGAUGAGCAUUUCGAGGGCGUCGAGAUCCCGGAAACUGCGCAUCUCAUUAGCAGAGAUUCAUGGGCCCAGGCAGCAUUCGUCCUAACAACUAGUGUCAACAGUGUUUUUGUUCUUGGAUAUUCAGGAACCAUCAUGGUUCCUCUUGGCUGGGUCCCUGGAGUACUUGGAUUAAUUGCUGCAGCAGCUAUUUCGCUGAACGCGAAUGUUCUCAUUGCCAAGCUUCAUGAAUUUGGUGGAAAGAGGCACAUUAGAUAUAGAGACCUUGCUGGACAUAUAUAUGGUAGGAAAGCUUAUUCUCUUACAUGGGGAUUACAGUAUGUUAAUCUCUUCAUGAUUAACACUGGAUUUAUCAUUUUGGCUGGUGAGGCUCUGAAGGCGGUUUAUGUUCUCUUCCGGGAUGACCAUGUGAUGAAGCUUCCUUACUUCAUUGCCAUAACGGGUUUUGUCUGUGCCUUGUUUGCCAUCGGGAUACCUUAUUUAUCAGCUUUGAGGGUGUGGCUGGGAGUUUCCACAGUCCUCAGUCUGGUGUACAUCGUUACUGCAUUUGUACUGGCUCUACGAGAUGGCCUUAAUUCUCCAGCCAGAGAUUAUAGCAUACCAGGGGAUAAAACAAGCAAAAUCUUUACCACCAUCGGUGCUACAGCAAAUCUUGUUUUUGCCUAUAAUACAGGAAUGCUUCCAGAGAUUCAGGCAACGGUGAGAGAGCCUGCUGUGAAGAACAUGCUGAAAGCUCUCUACUUUCAGUUCACCGUUGGAUGUUUACCGAUGUAUGCAGUCACAUUUGUCGGAUAUUGGGCAUAUGGGUCCUCAACCUCGUCCUAUUUGCUCAAUAGUGUCAGCGGUCCAGUUUGGGUGAAGGCAUUAGCCAACAUUUCCGCCUUCCUGCAAACGGUCAUUUCUUUGCAUAUAUUUGCUAGUCCAAUGUACGAGUACAUGGACACCCGCUUCGGCAUUACCGGGAGCCCUUUGAAAUUCAAGAACUUGUCGUUUAGAAUUCUUGUGAGAGGCGGAUAUCUCACCAUAAACACGCUGGUUGCCGCCCUCCUCCCUUUCCUUGGCGACUUCGAGAGCCUCACUGGGGCGAUAAGCACGUUCCCUCUCACGUUCAUCCUCGCCAACCACAUGUAUUUGAUGGCGAAGCAGAACAAAAUGCCUUCCUUACAGAAGUCAUGGCAUUGGCUUAAUGUCUGUUUCUUCGGGUGUAUGUCAGUUGCAGCAGCAAUUGCGGCCUUGAGGCUUAUUGCUGUAGAUUCCAAGACAUACAACCUUUUUGCAGAUUUAUGAUAAUGUAACACAUGUGGAAGAGGGGAAAAAAAUAAAGUGUAUUCUAGAAUUGUGGACUGGUUGAUUUUUGGAAUUGCUAAAUCAGAGCUUCCUACAUAAAAUUUAACUCAGUCCACUCCUUUCCUUCUAGUUUGUUGUCUAGUUCUGAAUGAAUUUUGCAUUAUUUGGAGAUUUGAUCA